GAGAGAGUUGCCAACGUGUCAAAAAAACUUGGACAGGAGAACCCUUUCACGAUCCUUGGCUUGGAUUUAAUUGUCCACCUCAUUUUCUGUGUGGUUAGGCAGACAGGUCAGAGGUCAGCACCGAGAGGAGCGUUGUCACAUUUCGAGUCGACGUAUUUGAUCUACAAGGGAUGCAGCUAUCUCAGCGUCGCGCUGGUUGUAAACUUGUGAUCAGCUGACUUUUAUUUUGGCUGUGGUCAUCUCGACCAAUCUUCCAACCAACCAUGGCGUUCCAAUUUCGGUACUAUAUUGUCACCCUGGGCUUCCUACCUUUCAUCCUCAAUCAGACUUCGGACACUCAAAUGUUUUACUGCGCCGACUGGAAUUGUGAAGAAUUUAUUUCCAAAGGCAAAACUCUGCUCAACUAUAUGGGAAAGACGGAUCGCCAUUUAUCAUUCAGGCAGAAUGAGGACAUAAAGAUUUUAGGAAAACCGGUUGAUAUAAAUGGGCCGGAUUGGAUUGGAACGGUACGAACAAAAGUUGGACUGGUUCCCAAGAGUAUGGUGCGAGAAGAUCAAGUUGGACGACGGUCGUCUACGUUUAAAUAUCCGCUCAACGAACUUCCAAUUUGGCCUAAUCCAGAAAAUGAGGACCUGCUCGGUAGUGUUGGGUUAGAUGGGUUAGAGCAAGAUGUCGAGCCUAAAGAAGAGGAAACCGCCAACGUUAACGGUUCUUCAUCGAUUGAUAUAAAUUCUGAGGUCAAUGAAACGAUUGUUGAAACCACCACCACCCCAACUCUAGUGGAAGAAAAAACGCCACAAAGCAAUGAAACUGAAGUACUCGUCGACACAAAGGACACAUCUUUACCACCUGCUAAAGAAGAUGAGGAGGAGUCGGGCUACGUCAGUGAUUCUUCAUCAAUCGGUAUAAAUUCUGAUGCCAAUGAGGUGAUUGUUGAAACCACCACCACUCCAAGUUCAAUAGAAGUAGAAGCGCCACAAAGCAAUGGAACUGAAGUACUCAUCGACACGAAGGACACAUCUUUACCACUUGCUAAAGAACAGGAGGCGGAUUCGGCCAAGGUCAGUGAUUCUUCAUCAAUCGGUAUAAAUUCUGAUGCCAAUGAGGUGAUUGUUGAAACCACCACCACUCCAAGUUCAAUAGAAGUAGAAACGCCACAAAGCAAUGUAACUGAAGUACUCGUCGACACGACAGACACAUCUUUACCACCUGCUAAAGAAGAUGAGGAGUCAACCAACAUCAGUGAUUCAAUUGAUAUCAAUUCUCCUGUCAUUGAGUCGACUGCUAAAACCACGACCAUCACCACCCCGAGUCCGAUGGAGCAAGAAACGCAGCAAAGCGACGAAACUGAGCUACUCGCAGGGGACACAUCUUCGACAUCUCCUAGCGAAGAGGAGGAGGAAUCGGGCAACGUCAGUGUUUCUCCAUCAAUCGAUAUAAAUUCAGAUUUCAAUGAGGCGACUAUUGAAGCCAGUACCACUCCAAGUCCAGUGGAAGAAGAAACGCCGCAAGUCGAACACACUGAGCUACUCGUAGAGGACACAUCAGCGGAGAGUGAUUCAAUUGACAUUAAUUCUCUUACCACUGAGUCGACUGCUCAAAUCACCGCUACUCCAAGUCCAGUGGAAGAAGAAACUCCGCAAAGCGACGAUAUUAACCUACUCAUAGGGGACGUAUCUUCAUCACCUGCUAGCAAAGAUGAGGAGGAAUCGGUCAGCAUCAAUAGUUCUUCAUCAAUCGAUAUAAAUUCAGAUUUCAAUGAGGCGACUAUUGAAGCCAGCACCACUCCAAGUCCAGUGGAGGAAAAACCGCCCCAAAGCAACGAGACAUCAUCACCAAUUGACAGCAAGGUUCUCCCAACAGACAAGAAAGGUUGGGGGGAAAAUCUGGAUGAUGGAGGACAUUUGUCAUCGGAACAAAAUCCGACCUACAGUGAAGACCACCACCACGACCAUGACCACGGUGACCAUGAUCAUCAACAUUCACAUAGUGAUCAGGGCAUCAACAAGGACACCUCCUCAUUUAUUGUUAUCGCAAAGCAUUUAAGUUCCACAUUGUUGUCUUUCCUCCCCGAGCAUCUUCAGGAUACAAUUUUGGACGUUGACGAUGCAUUGGUAUUCACAGGGAUUAUUGCCCUCACACUCGUCUCUAUCUGCGUUCCCUAUUUUCUCAUCGAGGGAUUCUUCUCUGUGCGCCCCUUGAAGAAGAAGGUGGUGGAGCUGAACAAAUCCUUGUGGAAGGUGAGCACAGCUUACGAGAAUCAACAGGAAGAGUUUGAAGACUACAAGAAGAAGGCGCUGGCUUAUGACGAGGACAAGAAGCGUGUGGAGCAGCUAGAGUACGAGCUUGUUCUUUUAAAAAAGCUGGAAGAAAAGCAAAAGGAGCAGGUUGUCAAAUAUCAAAAGGAAUUGAAAAAUCACAAGGAAUUGACCGGUGAUAUGCAAAGUUUCUUGGACAAGGAGGUGGAAAAAAAGAAAAAGAUCAUGGAAGAGAAGGAAAAACUCAAGACGACAGUAACCAGUUUGAAGGAUGCAUUGCGACGAACCGUCGAUGAUUUAACGGAUUCUCAAGCACAGUCAUCAUCAGCGGUGAUGGAGCUCGAGUUGGAACGACAGACUAACGAAACGCUAACCAUGAAAUGUGACAUGCUCGAGAAGGAAGUUGGCGAACUGAAGUCCAAACUCCUUCUCGAAGUUGAUCGCCGUCGAGCUGUGGACAAUGAACGAAACGAGCUCGAAAAAUCAAAGUCUCUCCUGGGCGAUGAGCUAGUCAGUUUAAAGCAAAUCUGCCAACAAUAUGAGGAUGCCGUGAGUGCCUUAAAUACCGAGAUUAGUAACAAGGAGAAUGAGCUGUUUGCCCUCCAAGAGACGCUGGGAGAGGACUCUCCAUUGUUAGACAUUGCUGAAUUAAAAGGCAAGUUAGUAGGCGCAGAAGAGUCCAUUUCCGCCUUGAAGCACAGGUUGGAUUCCACAACCUUGGAAAAUGCCUCCCUUUCUCGAAAUUUGAGGGAAGCCAACGAAUCGUUGUCUUCCGUGCAGAAGGAGAAGGACGAAACCACGAAUCGUCUCGUCGUGCUGGAGGCCUGGUUCAAAGAGAAGGAAGAAGACCUCCGGAAGGCAGUGGAGCAAUACGAGGCCGAGAAGAAGCUUCGAGGGAAGGGGAAGGAUGAACUCUUACAAAUGUUGGACGCCAGCGCAGAGGAAAAUCAAGUGCUAAAGAAUCAACUUGAAGAGUUUAAGAUUGAAUUUGAAGAAACCAAAUUGCAGCACAGAAAUGAAGUUCGAGCACAGGAAACAAAGAGUCACGAGCAUUGGCUGUCAUUAUGCCAAGCGGAGAGAAAGGCACAAGAUGCUCGGAAGGAGUCUGAGAUGUUGAGACAGAAACUGACUGCAGUCACACGAGAGAAAGAAGGUGAAGGUGUGAAUGGAGACGGAUCGACUGCCAUAUAUCCUUUGAUAACUCCGGACAUGGUGCCAAUUCCCUUACCUGAUGAUAUCAUCCCUUCAUACUUUGGGCUGGGAGAUGGAUUUAUGCCACCCCCACCACUCCCGUUGGAUGAUGAUGAUCGGGAAGUCCAUAGACCUGCCCCCCUCGGAAGAGUGUCCCCGACAUACUCGGAUUUGGAGGAUCAAAUUUCACCCAUACGAGGAGGAAGAGGGGACUAUUCUGAUGAUGGGCAGUCCUCGGGUUCAGAUUCUCCCAGAAGACGAUCCCCCAGAGGUUGGACGUCAAGGAGGGACCGUCAGCGCGAAAUCGCUGACGAAAGACACCACAGACGAUCGGUUGGGGGAGGAGGACCCGCAAACACGUCCUCUCCAAUUCAAGGAUUCAAUCUUUAAAAUUGUCAUCGUUUGUCGAGUCAAAUUUAUUUAAUUAUUAAUUAAAGUAUCCACGUAUUUGUCGUAUAAAUAUAGGUAGAUUAUGUAUGCAUGUACGGUAUGUGAGCCGCCUUAAAAAUGUACCAAUUUCUUAUUAGCAAAACUAUAAAAAUAUUAAAAAUAAUGAAUAAAACAACAAUAAAGUUCGAGAUCUCACGUGAUCGCUCUUUGA
Molecule: messenger RNA, 4050 nt
Organism: Folsomia candida
Lineage: Eukaryota; Metazoa; Arthropoda; Collembola; Entomobryomorpha; Isotomidae
Product: transport and Golgi organization protein 1
Exons: 9
Coding region: 264-3839 (1191 amino acids)
Biological process (GO): endoplasmic reticulum to Golgi vesicle-mediated transport; vesicle cargo loading; protein secretion
Cellular component (GO): endoplasmic reticulum membrane; endoplasmic reticulum exit site
Molecular function (GO): protein binding
Source: RefSeq, a predicted model, not a curated record